Molecule: messenger RNA, 1652 nt
Organism: Rhizopus microsporus ATCC 52813
Lineage: Eukaryota; Fungi; Mucoromycota; Mucoromycetes; Mucorales; Rhizopodaceae
Exons: 3
Coding region: 6-1274 (422 amino acids)
Source: RefSeq, a predicted model, not a curated record
CACAUAUGAAACGCGUGAUAUAUUCAAUAUUAUUCAUUUUAUUACUUUCUGUUAUCAUAGUCAAGGCUGAAACAGGAUCUGAUGUCGUGAGUCUGGUUCAAGAUGAGGACACGAAUGAAAUAGCUGACAUUGACAUGACAAAUAAACAUGAAACGACGACAGAAAAUAUAAAAGAGUUGAUUAUACACGAUAAACAGCUAGCAUCAAGUUACCUCGAAUACCUCAAAUACCAGGUCUACAAAGUUAAAAUGGAAAUGCUAAGCCAUGAUAACGCAAGGGCAUAUUCACCUUCUUCCAUGUAUGAUAUCGCCUUUAGUUUAGGCCAUUAUUUCCCUGAAUGGACAUUCCCUCCUUCGUUAUGGAAAGAAGAUCGGGUGACACGCAGAAGAAAGAUAGCAAAGUUUUUCUCAACUUCCAAGUUUGGCGAUCGAUUAUAUGCUCUACGUAUACGUAACAAGGCUCUUGAAUGGGCAAGCAAUGCAAGCAAGAGCUUCAAGAAUGAUUAUGCAGAUGAGAUGAUAAAUGAUGUAGACACGUUAUUUGAUUCACUACAUCAAUUUACGAAUCUAGUGUUUGAAUCUGUUCACUCGUCUAAAGCUAAGCCUAUUAUUCCUGAAAUAUUUAAGACAAACAACAUCAUUGAUUCGUUUGCUAAAAAGAACAAUGCGACAUUCAACGAGAUGAUGAAGAGGAUAAAUGAAGAGUUUGAUACACUUGUCAAUCCCUCAGGAGAAUUGCGUGUUAGCUUUGAAAGUAUUCGAUAUGAUAUUAUGAAGGAAAUGAAGGAAAUCAGAAAUGAUUUAUACAAAAAGAUGCAUGGUACUUUAGUGCAGAGCUUUAGCGAUAUCCUCAACUGUUAUUACGAUGUUAUGGGGCAAAGUGUAGAUAUAAAGAUCACUCAACGGUUACGUACUUGUUUCAAUUCUAUAUUGAAGAAAAAGUCAUCCAUUGACAAAGAUAUCUUAACAUACAAGAAACGUCUUGUUUCUCUUUGGAAACAGACUAUAAAUGAGCUAUCCCAGAGCCCAUGGCAAGCUGACUAUUGGAUAGAUGCAUUUGCAGAAGUACAAGAAGCAGCGACUCAAUUGGGAAAGAGUAUUUACAAAAGUGUAAAGUCAAAUUAUAGAGACUCUGGGUUCCGAUUUAAUAACAACAGAAGAAUUGUCAUUCAGUCUCCCAUUGAUGUGAAUUAUUGCUACUUGGACCCAUUUCUAUUGAGAAAAGGGUUUAUUUUGGCUUGUGUUUUGAUUCUGCUGAAGAUACGAACACGGUGAUGUUUUACAGGUUGGUGAUCAUAGUAAGUAGUGUUUGGUAGUGAUAAGAAGGGAAAAGAUUGCAAAUGAACAAACUAUGAAAGUAAUUGUAUGAUGAACAAAAGCAAAUAUUUAUAUUGUCAAUAAAAUAUGACUCGACUGUAAAAUGAAUUACAUUAAAGUUUCGUUGAUAAAAUGCCAAUAUAGAACAAUUCUUAGUCCCUGAAAAUCCAAAGGUUAGCGUUAACAUUGGGACAAAAAAAGUACUGACUCUAGAACUUUAAGGAAUUAGAUCCAAAUUGAAAAAUAUUACAAACAAGAAAGGGAUUAUUCUCAUAGUCUCAAUCAAUCAAAAGGAGCGAUCGGCAAGAGCGUGUGCUAAAUUGGGCAGUUGAUUCA